AUGCGGAUUUUGGACAGGAGGUCUAUCAUUGGACUAUACUUUUUUGAAAAUGAUGCUGAUCAAGCAGCAACUAUUAAUGACGAUGCUACACGCCAUAGAACCAAUGAAACAAUUCAAUUAUUAUAUGAGACAUUUCCUGAUCGUGUACUCUCUCGUUUUGGUGAUCAGAAUUGGUCUCUUAGAUCGUGUGAUUUAAUACCAUUAGAUUUCUUCUUAUGGGGUUAUUUGAAGUCGAAGAUCUAUGUCAACAAUUCCACAACCACAUGUGCAUUACAAGAGGAAAUUAAACGCUGCAUCAACGAAAUUCAGCCACAAUUAUGCAGAAAGGUCAUGAAAAAUUUGGACGAAAAGGAUCUCCACUCUUUCAUCAUGAUGCUUCACGCGGAACACGAAUGCGAAAUAGCCGAAGAGGAAAAUGACAUACUGUUUCUUCCCGGUAGAGGUAUAUUUCAAAGAGUGAGAGACAUUUUACGUCUCUCAUUGUUACCCUCACGGAAGAAUCCAGCCGCUUUUUAUUUUUUGCGAAGCAGUGCUGCCAUAGUUCAGGAAAAACGUCGUCAAUGGCGAAGUUAUCCGAAUGUCAUUCAUCCAUUUAGCUUAUUCAGGUACACAAUACAAGCCAACAAUAUAAGAUACAAUGUUAUCAUCAUCAUGCACAUUUGGGACAUAUCGAUGAUAAUCAUAAUAUCCCUUGUACUGAUCAUCAUCCCCUAUCAGGCUUCCAUUGGAAUAAGGGAAAAGAAAACGGCUUCGGUCGUUAUUAAGAACAUUCUGUUGUUAAUCUGUUGCUGCGACAUAAUAGUGAAUCUUAGAACAGGGUAUUUCGACAAAGACGUGCAUUCGACGGAGUUGAAUCCAAGGAAGAUAGUCGACAAUUAUCUAAAGCAUGGCACAUUUAUCGUGGAUUUCAUCGGAUCCUUUCCAACCGAUAUCUUGUAUUUAGCCGCGCUAGAGUUAUCAGUAGCCCGGAAAUGGACAUCCCUGUUAUGCAUCUUCCGCGUUUUCUCCCUCGCCAAUUACAUCGAGAAGAUAACCUCCCUCUACAGCAUACCGUUGAUCGUCAAAAUGUUGUUCGUGUUAACGUUCUGGCUCCUGCUGUUCUUCCACUGGCAAACUUGCGUCCAAUGGUUGAUACCGUUAAUAAGUAAAUCGCUGUACGAUCUGGAACGUCCCGUCAACACGUCGUGGAUCGAGGUGGCGAAGUUGUGGGACGUAUCGAGGAGCGAGCAAUACCUGCGCAGUUUAAAGCGUGCCAUAAGCACCUUCAUGAGAGUCGGCCUGAUUUACGUCCACCUGGAUAACGCGGGUGAAGUCUAUCUGGUCAUAUUGAUCCGUAUAUUGGGCAUGAUCGUCCCCUGGUUCAUAGUCACGUGCGUGUUGAACUUCCUCAAGGGGGAGUACAGUUGCCGUUUGAGGUACCAGUCGACCGUUGCCCAAUUGAAACACUUCAUGAGGCACAAGCAAUUGCCGUAUCCAACCCAGAAACGGAUCAUCCAGUACUACGAGUUCCGUUUCCAAUAUCGAUUCUUCCGCGAGUCCGAGAUUAUAAACACGAUAUCGACCCAGAUGCGUUACGAGAUAAGGAUGCACACGUGCCGGAAACUGGUCGAGAACGUGACGUUCUUCAACAAUUUGCCGUUGACGUUGCUCGGCCAGAUCGUCGCCCUGUUGAAGUUCGAGAUAUACUUGACCAACGACGUGAUCGUGAGGGUUAAUCAGCCGGGCGAUUGCAUGUACUUCAUAGCCUCGGGCACGGUGGGCAUCUACACGGACUCGGGCAAGGAGGUGUGCCAUUUGGACGACGGGGCUCACUUCGGCGAGGUCGCCCUCGUCAUGCCCAACGAGCUGAGGGUCGCAAGCGUGAUCGCUGUCGAGAUAUGCGAGUUGUACCGGUUGAAUCGCGCCGAUUUCAUGAGGACCAUACAUCCCUACCCUAUGCUGUGGGAGAGGAUCAAGAAGAUCGCGAUCGAGAGGCACGAGAAAACGAUGAUACUCACUAAAUAG
Apis mellifera (honey bee) is the source of this 2004-nucleotide messenger RNA. Its product is annotated as potassium/sodium hyperpolarization-activated cyclic nucleotide-gated channel 1-like. The transcript is spliced from 5 exons. Bases 1 to 2004 code for a protein of 667 amino acids. The record is from RefSeq and is a predicted model, not a curated record. Gene Ontology annotation, molecular function: nucleic acid binding. NCBI's taxonomy places the organism in Eukaryota, Metazoa, Arthropoda, Insecta, Hymenoptera, Apidae.